Molecule: messenger RNA, 2925 nt
Organism: Rangifer tarandus platyrhynchus (Svalbard reindeer)
Lineage: Eukaryota; Metazoa; Chordata; Mammalia; Artiodactyla; Cervidae
Source: the annotation of a GenBank genome assembly
AUGGAGUCAUAUGAUAAUUCAAAAAUGGCAGAGCUCUUUAUGGAAUGUGAAGAAGAAGAGUUGGAACCAUGGCAGAAGAAAGUAAAAGAGGUCGAUGAUGAUGAUGAUGAUGAACCAAUCUUUGUUGGAGAGAUAUCAAGUUCAAAGCCAGCAAUUUCAAAUAUUUUGAAUAGAGUAAACCCCAGCUCAUAUUCGAGGGGAAUAAAGAAUGGUGCACUCUGCCGAGGUAUUACUCCUGCAUUCAAGCCUACAAGUCAACAUUACACGAACCCAACAUCAAAUCCAGUGGCUGCCUCGCCAGUAAAUUUUCAUCCUGAAUCUAGAUCUUCAGAUAGUUCUGUUAUUGUUCAGCCUUUGUCUAAACCUGGUUAUGUAAUGAACUCAUCACGAGUUGUUUCUAAUAAUUCUUCAGAGUUACUGUUUGACUUGACCCAAGAUUCAGGAUUACCACAUUACCAAGGAGGACCAGCAGUUUCUAUAACAGGUAUGAAUGAAAGUUCAUUUUUAUCAAAACGUCCGUCUACUUCUGAAGUAAACAGUGUUAACCCAAAAAAGUCUAAACCCAAUGAAGGUGUUUGUGGAACAAAUUCCUCAGCUGUAUUUUCUUCAGCUAAAUCUCUUUCAGUGACAUCUCCCCAGGCUGUGCCAUCAAAAGGUACAAAUACUUCAUCAAAUCAGUCUAAAAAUGGAACACCUUUUCCAAGAGCCUGUCCAAAGUGCAAUAUUCAUUUCAAUCUUUUGGAUCCUUUGAAAAAUCACAUGAAGUACUGUUGUCCAGACAUGAUAAAUAACGUUUUGGGGCUGGCUAAAACAGAAAUUUCAAGUACAGCAAAUAAAAAUAAAACUGUUGAUUCAGAAAAAGGAAAACUGAUCAUGUUAGUUAAUGACUUUUAUUAUGGGAAGCAUGAAGGAGAUGUCCAGGAAGAACAGAAGACUUACACAACCUUUAAAUGUUUCAGUUGCUUGAAAAUUCUUAAAAAUAAUAUUAGGUUUAUGAACCACAUGAAACAUCAUUUGGAACUUGAGAAGCAGAGCAGUGAAAGCUGGGAAAACCACACCACCUGCCAGCACUGCUACCGACAGUUUCCCACACCAUUUCAACUGCAGUGUCACAUUGAAAGUACACACACACCCCAUGAAUUUUCUACCAUUUGCAAAAUAUGUGAAUUGUCAUUUGAAACAGAGCAUAUCCUUUUACAACAUAUGAAGGACAAUCAUAAGCCUGGUGAAAUGCCAUAUAUUUGCCAGGUUUGCAAUUAUAGAUCAUCAUCAUUUUCUGAUGUAGAAACUCAUUUUAGGACAUCUCAUGAAAACACCAAGAACUUGCUAUGUCCAUUUUGUCUCAAAGUUAUUAAAAUUGCAACACCCUAUAUGCAUCAUUAUAUGAAGCAUCAGAAAAAGGGAAUACAUCGUUGUACAAAAUGCAGACUGCAAUUUUUAACAUGCAAAGAGAAAAUGGAUCACAAGACUCAGCAUCAUCGGACAUUUAUAAAACCUAAACAACUAGAAGGAUUGCCUCCUGGAACAAAAGUUACUAUUCGAGCUUCAGUUGGACCUCUUCAAUCAGGAUCUUCAACCACACCUUCCAUUAGUGCAAGCACUUCUACCCUUCAGCUCUCACCUCCAAGGACUAAAAAUAUAACUGCUAAAAGUCCCACAAAAUCCAACACAAGUAAACCUAAUAUAACUAAAUCCAUUGCAAGUAAGCCUAAUGCAAGUAAGCCUAAUGGAAAUAAACCUAAAUACAAAUCAAAAAUAUCUAAUCUGCAAAAGAAACAAAGCACAUUGGCUAGUAGCAAUAAAAAAAGUAAAGUCAAUACAGCAUUGAGGAAUUUAAGGUAUCGUCGGGGAGUUCACAAGUGCAUUGAGUGUUAUUCUGAAGUAAAAGAUUUUGCAAACCACUUUCCUACCUAUGUCCACUGUAGUUUUUGCAGAUACAACACUAGCUGUAGCAAAUCCUAUGUGAAUCAUAUGAUGAGCUUUCAUAGUAAUCGUCCAAGUAAAAGGUUUUGUAUCUUUAAGAAGUAUUCAGAAGAUCUCAGGGGCAUUACUCUAGUGUGCCUUAAUUGUGAUUUCCUAACUGAUGUUUCUGGCUUAGAUAAUAUGGCUACACACUUAAGUCAACAUGAAACUCAUACUUGUCAAGUUGUAAUAGAGAAAGUUUCUGUUUGUAUCCCAACUUCUGAACAUCUUUCUGAAUUAAAAAAUGAAGCUCCCACAAAGGAACAAGAACCUAUGUCUGAGGAAAUUGCAAGAUCUAAUUUGGCUGAAGAAGAAACAGAAACAUCAAAUUCUGAAAGUAAACAAGAUGAAGCUUCUUCAGAGGAAAUAAAAAAUGGAUGUGAUGUUCAUUUACUUGAAGGCUCAUCAACAACAAAAAGUGAAGAAGAUCGAUCUGUUUCAGAUAAAGAAAAUGAUAACUGUCUUGAAGAUCAGGAAACUGGCUCAAAGGAUAUCUUCAGUUAUGACUCAGCUAUUGAUGCAGAUAAAGUGGAAAAGGAAAAACAAAUAGAGCACAUAUGUCAGGAAACAGAGUUGAAGAUGUGCCAAAGUUCAGAAAACCUUAUUUCAUGUGAUCAGAUUGAGGAUCGCAAUGCUGGUGAAGCUAGAUUUCCUUCCAAGAAUAUUAACGAUUUGCGGUUAACAUCUGGUGAUGUUAGUAUUGAUCAGUUUUUGAGAAAAAGAGAUGAACAUGAAUCUGUUAGUUCUGAUGUUAGUGAGCAAGGCAGUGUUCAUUUGGAACCUUUGACUCCAUCAGAAGUGCUUGAGUUUGAAGCCACAGAGAUUCUUCAGAAGGGUAGUGGUGAUCCUUCAGCCAAGACUGAUGCUGUAGUGUCUGAUCAAACAGAUAACGUUCCUGGAGAAAAUAGCCUUAGCACAACAGAGACAACAGGAGACCUGGUAGAUGAAAAAGAAAGAAGUUGA